AAAGGAACAAGUAUUCUCAGUUCUCCCUGGAGAUAGUGAGAGUGAGAUGUCGAAGCUUCUGUGCAGUUCGCAUUUGAAUGUUUUACAUCGCCGGAGCUUCUCUGCGAUUUUAUUGAAUUCUCCAUUCCCGAUUCAAUGCUGUCGCUUUUCAUCUCAUCUUAUUGCUUUUGAACCCCAAAUAGCGUUCUCGAAAAGGCGAGUUCUUCUACAAUCUUUCUCUAGCAAAAUUCACCAAAGGGACUUGUCAGCUCGAGCUUUUGAAUCGAGUUCUGAAACUAAAGAAGAGAGUCAGAAGGACGCCGAAACUUCUGAUGAAUCAGAAGCAAAGUCUGUGGAUGAUAAUGGAAGCUUGACAGGGUCGAAGGAUGAUUAUCCUAGUGGUGAAUUUGAGUUCAAGGAGAUUAGUGGAUGGAAGAGCUUUGUUGUGAAGCUUCGGAUGCUUUUUGCUUUUCCAUGGGAACGUGUCAGGAAGGGCAGUGUAUUAUCCAUGAAAUUGCGAGGACAGAUAUCUGAACAGCUAAAGAGCCGUUUCUCUUCAGGGCUGUCUCUACCAAAAAUUUGCGAAAAUCUUGUAAAAGCAGCAUAUGAUCCCCGUAUCUCUGGUAUCUAUCUUCAUAUUGAAGCCUUGAACUGCGGGUGGGGAAAAGUUGAAGAGAUAAGGAGGCAUAUACUGGAGUUUAGGAAAUCGGGUAAGUUCAUCGUGGGAUAUGUCCCAGCCUGCGGAGAGAAGGAGUACUACCUUGCUUGUGCUUGUGAAGAGCUUUAUGUUCCUCCUAGUGCUUAUUUUGCUUUGUAUGGUUUGACGGUUCAAGCAUCGUUCCUCGGGGGUGUUUUUGAGAAAGUAGGGAUUGAGCCUCAAGUGCAACGGAUUGGAAAAUAUAAAAGUGCUGGGGAUCAACUAAUGCGCAAAAACAUGUCAAAAGAAAAUUGUGAGAUGUUGACUGCAUUGCUUGAUAACAUUUAUGGAAAUUGGCUGGAUAAAGUUUCUUCUACUAAAGGAAAAAGCAGACAAGAAAUUGAGAACUUCAUUAAUGAAGGAGUUUACCAAGUAGAAAGGCUGAAACAAGAAGGUUGGAUCACAGACAUACAUUACGAUGAUGAGGUCAUCUCUAUGUUGAAAGAGAAACUGGGAGUGAAGAAGGAGAAAAAUCUCCCAACAGUCGAUUACAAGAAAUACUCUGGAGUCAGAAAAUGGACUCUUGGCUUGUCAGGGGGCAGAGAGAAAAUAGCUGUAAUCAGAGCCUCUGGAAGCAUUAGUCGUGUUCGUAGUCCAUUAAAUAGUUCGGGUAUUAUUGGUGAGCAGUUCAUUGACAAAAUCCGUAGUGUAAGAGAGUCAAAAAGAUAUAAAGCUGUUAUCAUACGAAUUGACAGCCCCGGAGGCGAUGCUCUUGCUUCUGAUUUAAUGUGGAGAGAGAUCAGACUUCUUGCUGCCUCUAAACCUGUCAUUGCGUCUAUGUCUGAUGUGGCGGCAAGUGGAGGCUACUACAUGGCAAUGGCAGCAGGAACAAUUGUUGCAGAGAAUCUUUCCUUAACAGGUUCAAUUGGAGUGGUCACAGGAAAGUUUAAUUUGGGUAAACUAUAUGAAAUGAUAGGCUUCAACAAAGAUAUAAUAUCAAGAGGGAAAUAUGCUGAGCUCACUGCCGCUGAACAACGCCCUUUCAGACCAGAUGAAGCUGAACUCUUUGCGAAGUCUGCACAGAAUGCAUAUAUGCAGUUUCGAGACAAGGCAGCUUUUUCAAGAUCAAUGACAGUAGAUCAGAUGGAAGAAGUUGCUCAAGGAAGGGUAUGGACUGGUAAGGAUGCAGCUUCCCGAGGUUUGGUUGAUGCCAUUGGUGGCUUUUCUCGUGCUGUUGCCAUUGCAAAACAAAAGGCCAACAUACCCCAGGACAAACAGGUUUCACUAGUUGAGAUGUCAAGACCCUCACCUUCUUUGCCAGAGAUCUUGAGUGGAGUCGGGAAUUCCAUACUUGGUGUGGACAGGACUGUGAAAGAACUGUUGCAAGACUUGACAUCUUCAGAUGGAGUCCAGGCCAGAAUGGAUGGAAUUAUGCUUGAAAGAUUAGAAAAAGCUUCGUUUGCCAACCCCAUAUUUGCUUUGAUAAAGGACUACCUUGGCUCUCUUUGACCUGAAACAGGCUAACCUUUUAAAGGUAUCAUAAGGCUUCCAGGGUGCAAGAAAGAAACAGGUGAUCCAACCAACCGAAUUCAAGUAAGGAGGAACCUUGUUCAUUUUAUUUUACGUUACUUCACAUACAAAUCCAUCUUUGUUCCGGAUGCGUAGUAAAGCAACAAAUUUGCAUUUAGAUUUAUUCGAACGGUUGAACAUUAUGUUAUACUUGUACAUAGAAUUCAAAGACAAAUUCGAAAUGAUGUUGGAUGUACCAUCUGAACUUUUAGAACAAAUUGAGCCAUACAUCUGGUCAUCUUUUUCUC
Telopea speciosissima is the source of this 2433-nucleotide messenger RNA. RefSeq names its product serine protease SPPA, chloroplastic. The transcript is spliced from 13 exons. Gene Ontology annotation, cellular component: membrane. NCBI's taxonomy places the organism in Eukaryota, Viridiplantae, Streptophyta, Magnoliopsida, Proteales, Proteaceae. Gene Ontology annotation, molecular function: peptidase activity. The record is from RefSeq and is a predicted model, not a curated record. Bases 47 to 2125 code for a protein of 692 amino acids.